Messenger RNA from Dibothriocephalus latus, 228 nucleotides. Lineage: Eukaryota; Metazoa; Platyhelminthes; Cestoda; Diphyllobothriidea; Diphyllobothriidae. The record is from the annotation of a GenBank genome assembly.
AUGGCAGGCAUACCAGAGGACGCCACCAUCAGGCACCAGAUAAUGAAGAACAAAGAUCCCGCUGCCCGAACACGAAACGUCUGCAGCCGUUCUGGUGCAGUUACGGACAAACAAAUUACUUCGAGGAAACUGAUUAAGACACGAAUGGCCGAAAUUCUCGCGCAAAGCGACAAUGGCCUGAAAAGUGAGCUGGUUGAGUCAUCUUUCGCCGGGCUCCCUUCGCGGUGA